AUGGUGCAUAGGCUUACACACGACGAAGGUGACGAGGCUGCCGCCACCACGGAGGGGACCAAGAGGGAGACGGCGGCGACGAGGAGGAGGACAAGGAGGCAAGGUGGUGGAGACGCCAUCGCGGCGAUCAAGAGGAGGAUGCUGCGGUGCAGCGAGGCCGGAGAACGGGGGAGAUUCAAGCGGAGCUACUUGGCAGGCGCAGGCGGCGGCGAGCAGGGCGACGGCGCCUCCGCCGUCUUCUUCUACCUGGCCUGCAUCGCCUGCGCCCCCGCUUAG
Molecule: messenger RNA, 276 nt
Organism: Triticum turgidum subsp. durum (durum wheat)
Lineage: Eukaryota; Viridiplantae; Streptophyta; Magnoliopsida; Poales; Poaceae
Source: the annotation of a GenBank genome assembly